Ilex paraguariensis (yerba mate) is the source of this 267-nucleotide messenger RNA. The record is from the annotation of a GenBank genome assembly. Lineage: Eukaryota; Viridiplantae; Streptophyta; Magnoliopsida; Aquifoliales; Aquifoliaceae.
AUGAGCCUAGAAGGAGCUUAUGAUCCUGAAAAAGAACAAAUUGUUGUGUCUUUUCGCGAAUUGCUUCUUCUUGAGGAUCAGCUGCCAGGGAAGCACACUGAUAAUCACACCCUUUUGCGAUUUCUACGAAUGAGGGAUUUUGAUCUAAUUAAAGCAAAAGAAGCUUUUUUGAAUUAUCUUAAGUGGCGAAAGGAGUUUCGUGUUGAUGCAAUUAUCAAGGUGAAUGCAAACUCUGUAUUUGUAGUUGUUUGUACUUGGAACUUAUGA